Exophiala dermatitidis NIH/UT8656 is the source of this 3060-nucleotide messenger RNA. RefSeq lists its product as uncharacterized. Gene Ontology annotation, biological process: GPI anchor biosynthetic process; protein processing. The transcript has a single exon. Gene Ontology annotation, cellular component: endoplasmic reticulum membrane; glycosylphosphatidylinositol-mannosyltransferase I complex. The record is from RefSeq and is a predicted model, not a curated record. Lineage: Eukaryota; Fungi; Ascomycota; Eurotiomycetes; Chaetothyriales; Herpotrichiellaceae. The coding region runs from base 100 to 1734 and encodes 544 amino acids. Gene Ontology annotation, molecular function: mannosyltransferase activity.
CAACAACAAGCAUAUCACCUUCUCAACUGUCUGCGUCGUAAAAUACGUCCACCAUCACGUACUCCGUGACGGCUUUCAGGACACUGAAGAAUUCCAGCCAUGCGUAGACGCUCAACAUUCAUCACGCAUCCCAGUCGGGCCGUCAACCCAGCCGACAUCCAAGUCUACAGAAACCAGCUCCUGCUUGGGGCGCUGAAGGCCGCCCGAGAGGAACGGUUAACCCUGGGGCUCAAAGAACUACCACAGGAAGUGGUAGAUGUGUUGGAGCAAUCCCACGAGCUACAUCUUCGCUGGGCUCCUGAGCACCCCUAUAAGACCAUCGUGCCCUUUCUGUCGAGAACUUCGCCAGGUCUGCACGUCCACUACACGCCAUUGAAGCAGGACCAGGACCAUGAUCACCUCUGCGACCUCCUUCACCGUGUAUUCGGACAGGACCUAAAAUGCGAAACGCCGCAGUCGACAUUCAUCAGUCCCGCCCUGGUCUCCGAGCGGUUCGCCCAGACCUCGGCGUUACAAUACUACUCACUCCUCCCGUCUCUGAAGCCGCUGGUGGCAUAUCUGCAACGGAAUGUCUGCUCACCAUCCGACCUUGGCUGUCUGCACACGGCGUCGUUGCUGAACAUAGCCGACUCGGUGGAUUUCGACUACGACAGCAUUUCACACACCUUGACGCUGACGGCGAUGUGGUCGCGACAGCCCGAGGUCGUCUACGACCCCAUCGGCGAAUUCACCACUUUGGACGCAUGGAAUCUGGACAUCCAACAGUCUAGCCCCAGUGAUAAAGUGGAAGUUGGCAUCCUGAGCCCGGCUCCAGCAACGGAACCGUCCGACCUGCAACUAUCAGGCUUUCUGACCGUCGUGGGAGAGGACGACCACCCGAAAGCCACGCUAUUCAGCUUUCCUUCUCGCCACCACUCGUUGAGUCCCGAACAGUCGAAGUUGCAACGAUACAGCGUCUCCUUCGACCAACCUGCCGGCCUGCAUCCCAUAUUGAGAAUCUCCUUCCCAUCCGGGGCAUCCGCCAUGAGUGAACCGCCAAAGAACAAACCGGCCGAUAGCGUCUGUGCCCUGCAAACCUACCUGACCCUUCCAUCGCAUAUCUUUGCCGACAAGUAUGCCUUUCUCAACGACGAUCCACUCUUCCAGAAGUCUCACCAUCUGGGCAAACUGCGAGCCAUCAACGGCGAGACAGAUCUCGAGGCUCCUGACUAUGUGGUGAAACAGUGGGGUUCAACCAUGCUUUUGGAGAUUCCGGCUCCGGCGGACUCUCCGGCGGACUCUCCAGACACUACUGAAUCCAAGGAUUCUGGUGGAUCUUGGGACGUCACGAUCCCUCUACAUGUUCGAUAUCUCCAGCCCCAGUCAGGAGGUAAAUCUGUUGUCGAAAUGCCGUGGCCCGUGGUCUUUUGGGCCUGCACCGCCGAAGAAGGGACCAAGUUCCCCGUCAACCCCUUCGACAGGACACAGCUAGGCUACGAUGGCCUCUUUGGUCCGAGGACCAUGUUUUACCAUCUCGAUCCUGCUCCUCCGCCAAAUGGCUCGUUGGUCGAGCGCAUCGCGGUGCCCGUGCUGGACACGGACAACACCACUCCUCGCACAAUCGAGUCCUUGACCACCGUCACCAUAGUACUGGGCUUCUUGUGGGUCUUGUUCAAGUUGAGCUCCGCUUUCAGGACGGGGCCGACUGGUGGUCGCCGCGUAGACUCGGACCCAAAUGCAAAAAAGAAGCAAUAGUGUGUGGUUCUACUCUAGGGUACCAAGCGAGUCAUUUAAUGCAGAAAAUGAAUCGAAAAUUGAAGAGCACCGAGGGGUGAAUAACUCGAUGAUCCUGGAAAGACAUCGCUGUAAGCGCAGUGUUGGCUCCAUUUUACCCGAUUCGACCGAGUAGGCGGCGGGAUGAGGUCACGGACAAAUGUCGCACAGUGUCGCUCGAUCUAUACUUAGCCAGCACACAACUUCGCCUUCAAAUAGGGCUUGCAGAAUUCAGCGGGGUCUCGUCAACUUCCUCAGGUGUGUCCUUUCACUCCUCCAGUCCAGGAAGAGCGUCUACGGCGUGUGACUUGGCCAGACUGCGGCUGCCCAGGAGGCUGGCAAGUUUGAGUCGCACAAAAGUAGAUAGACCGGUUUAGCUGCAAGACACCAGGAACAGACGGACUCGGAUCAAUUGUGCAAAAAUGCCAGCUUGCCUUGGCUGGGAUUUGCGCGGCGCCGUUUACUUUUCUGGCACGUAUCGCAGACCCCAUGCCAUUUCAACCGGAUUGAGUCGCACAGCACUGCAUUUGGGCAUAUCGACGUGGGACUGCAAUGCACGAAAACAAAAACGGAAUGUGCAACGCAGCACAGCUCAAACGUCAGUAGCAAUAGUAACCGAGAGUUCAACUUUUGCAUCCGAGUUGGGCACCGCUUUGCAUCACCUUCCUUACCUGUACAUGUAUGUACAUAGGUAGUACCAGAUUUGCUGCCUUGCCUUGCCUGCCGCGUAUGAUAGGUAGCAGAAAACAGUACGUGAAAGCUGUAGUUGCAUUGGUAGUGGACGCAUACCAUUCGCGACGCAACCUGAAGCGGCGCAUUACUUUCUGUAGUCGGGGUGGGAUCUUUCCUGCCGUGCUCUGCUUUGUUUGUGGCAGCUUGUUCUCGAUCAAUUAUAUGUUAUUGUCAGGGUAAGGCAAGGAGCUUUCGGCAAAGACGCUUCAGGCGCAAGACGUCACGCCACAUCGGUAACAUGUUUGGCCCUCAGCUCUUGGAAGACGAAAACUAGGAAGACGAAAAGAAAAAGACGGAAAAAAGAAAGAGAGAAAGAAAGUAGGACUAGAAAACUAGACCGACGUUUUGCAACGUGGAAGGCUGGAAGCGGCCAACAGCAUCAACAUCGACACCGCUGGCUGCAGACAGCAACAACAGGAAGUAAAAGCAUUGGUUUCUUUUCGCAAGGAGAACACGGUGUAGGGUGGUCAAGUCCAAAUGCAAGUUGUGCAAAUAUAACAGGUCGUUCAGAUUCAGGCAGCAAGCAGUAGACCGGAUCAAGUGCCUCACUCCUGGCCGAUAACUGCAGUCCGCCGU